GGGCGGAGCCGGAAGUGGGGCGUUGAGGGCUCCGCCUCCUCGUCCGUGAGCCGGCCGGCCGGCCCCCACGCUUCGGUUCCUAGUCCCCCAAAGUCACUGCCUGAUUCCGGGAGGCCGGAGUCCUUAGCUUGGGCGGGGUGGCGCGGGCCGGAAGGACGCCAUCCCGGCCUCGGCCAUGGAGGUUCCCGUACCGUCCCUCACGGAGGAGGACUUGACUGAAGUGAAGAAGGACGCUUUAGAGAAUUUACGUGUUUACCUGUGUGAGAAAAUCAUAGCUGAGAGACACUUUGAUCAUCUACGUGCAAAAAAAAUACUAAGUAGAGAAGACACGGAAGAAAUUUCUUGCCGAACUUCAAGUAGAAAAAGGGCCGGAAAGUUACUAGACUACUUACAGGAGAACCCCAGGGGCCUGGACACCCUUGUGGAAUCCAUCCGCAGGGAGAAAACACAGAACUUCCUGAUUCAGAAGAUAACGGAUGAAGUCCUAAAGCUUCGGAAUAUAAAACUGGAGCACCUCAAAGGCCUGAAGUGCAGCAGCUGUGAGCCCUUUGCAGCUGGAGCCACCAACAACCUUUCUAGGUCCAAUUCAGAUGAGAGCAAUUUCUCUGAAAAACAGAGAGCGUCCACUGCCAUGUACCAUCCAGAAGGAGAAUCCAGCACUGCUCCCUUCUUCUCCACCGAGUCAUCCCUGAACUUGCCAGUCCUGGAAGUUGGCAGAAUUGAGAACAGCAGUUUCUCUUCAGCCACGCUUCCUCGACCUGGGGACCCGGGGGCACCCCCUCUGCCCCCAGACCUGCGGUUGGAAGAGGGGGGAAGUUGUGGAAACUCAAGCGAGAUGUUUCUCCCCUUAAGAUCACGGGCUCUUUCACGCCAGUGAUGCAUCACGGCCUAGUUGUUUUUAUAGUGAUACAAAAUGGGGUGAAGGAUAUUGUCUUUUUAUAAAAACCAUAGUAACGGGUCACUCACAUUUGAGGCAUGUCUUAGAUCCCAGUGUACACAUUCUCUGUAAAUAGGAUUUGUUAGAGUAAAGAGGCACACUCUAGGGGCAGCUUGGUGUAAAUCAUGGUGGUUGUGUACUUUUCCAUAAUGUUCUUUCUUCUUUAUUAUUUUUAGGUGUUUUAGUAUUUUGAACUUUUUAUAAGACUAACUUUAUCGGAAUAUUUCUCACUCAAUUUGAGAAAACAUCUUGUGGACUAAGAAUAAUGUUUCUUAGCACAUUUAUGCUACAAAUUUUCAAUCUGAUUGUUUUUCCCAAUGAGCUGGCAGUACAUUUUAGCAGUAAGCUGUUCUGAUUUUCAGGAAAGGUGGACACUGAGAAAGCUGCCAACACACUUGGGAGAAUGUCCCACUCCUUGGUUCUGUGAAGCUGUCGGGUUCUAAGGAAACACCUGAUGGCGUUGAGCCUUGUGACCUUGGUUGGCCAAAAUUUGUUUUAUGCUCCCUUGCCAGUGUGAGUGUUUUGCCUUUUACGGGCUUUGUGUUCUCAGUCUUAUCCUAGAGACUGUUAUCCCGGCAGGGCAUGACUUGUAAUUAGUUAGUAAGACUUGUAAUUGACUAAAUUACUUGCUCUGAGCCUUUCGUUCUUGCUGGAUGAACACUGCCAUAUGGAGCCACCAGCUCCAUCCAUGUUUUUACUGUAUUACAAAGUUUGACUAACUUUACACAUUUAAAAAAUGCUGAUUAUAUUCAUUUAAAUUAUAAUUUUACCUAUUUCCUGACAUCUAAUCCCUAUAUAUUUCUAUUAUUUAAAAAUUAAGAAAUGAAAAUUUGCUAUUAACAAUAAAAUUUUUUAACGUA
Molecule: messenger RNA, 1797 nt
Organism: Mastomys coucha (southern multimammate mouse)
Lineage: Eukaryota; Metazoa; Chordata; Mammalia; Rodentia; Muridae
Gene: Bcl10
Product: BCL10 immune signaling adaptor
Exons: 3
Coding region: 176-877 (233 amino acids)
Biological process (GO): apoptotic process; positive regulation of extrinsic apoptotic signaling pathway; adaptive immune response
Cellular component (GO): CBM complex; cytosol
Molecular function (GO): protein kinase B binding; NF-kappaB binding; kinase activator activity
Source: RefSeq, a predicted model, not a curated record